Lachancea dasiensis is the source of this 636-nucleotide messenger RNA. The record is from the annotation of a GenBank genome assembly. Lineage: Eukaryota; Fungi; Ascomycota; Saccharomycetes; Saccharomycetales; Saccharomycetaceae.
AUGUUUAGGAAGUUCAUCGGACUGACGAGACCUUUUUCUACAGGACGGCGUGUUCUGAAUCCGGAAUCGCCUGUCUCCUUUGCUGGCGUUGCGAAAGCUGUUAACGCAGCUAGCAACCCCAUGUCGAACGUCAUUGCGCCUCAAGCGAACGCCAGCGACGUUGGUUCCAGAGCUUCCAAAAAGCGCAAUGAGCACACGGUGAAGUACAUUCUAAAUUGUUUGUUCACCAAAAAUAAUACGCACUUUACCUACUCUGCAGUGGUGGAAGAUCUAAACUACCUCAAGAACAACGCAGAUGCGAGCUACAACAAAAAAUUCCUAUACUACCUGAAACUUCCGCAAAAGGUCAAAUUUAGACUAUCCACAGGCAAUUUGGGUUUCCGUAAGGCCGCGCGUGGCGAAUACGAAGCGACUUUCCAGACGAGCGCGCGCUUGUUCCAGAUGGCUCACCAGAAAAAACUGCUGGAUAGAAAUGUCGAGAUUGUAAUGAAGGACUUCGGGAAGGGCCGGGAGGCCUUUAUCGCGGCUCUCAACGGUAAAGAGGGCACUGCCUUCCGCAAGAGCGUGGUCAGAGUGAGCGAUGCGACUCCAAUCAAAUUUGGUGGUGUCAGAGCACCCAGACAAAGACGUUUGUAA